Molecule: messenger RNA, 591 nt
Organism: Salvia miltiorrhiza (redroot sage)
Lineage: Eukaryota; Viridiplantae; Streptophyta; Magnoliopsida; Lamiales; Lamiaceae
Exons: 1
Coding region: 1-591 (196 amino acids)
Source: RefSeq, a predicted model, not a curated record
AUGCUAUUCUACCUCACAACCGUGGGGUUUGCCGGGUUCUUGAUGGAUGAUAGGCCUCCAACCCCGAGUGAAGGGGAGAUGAGCUUCGAAGUUCGUGCCGGGUAUGCGAAUUGGUGUCAAGGCGACUACUUGUGCCGCAACACCAUUCUUAUGUCCUUGGACGAGCGGCUCUACAACGUCUUCAAGGUCCAUAAGACCUCGAAAGAGGUGUGGGAGACACUUGAUCUCAAAUAUCAAGUGGACAAGACGAAUACUACAAAGUAUGUCGUCGCCAAGUGGUUGGACUACAAGAUGGUCGACUCCCGCCCUGUGAUGGACCAAGUGGAAGAGUUCCAAACUCUUUCACACGAAGUUCAAGCCGAAGGAAUGCCCUUGGCGGAUGCGCUACUUGUAGCAAUCAUCAUUGAGAAGUUGCCUCCUAGUUGGAAGAGCUUUCAAAACCUUUUGAAGCAUGAGCGCUCGGAGAUGUCCGUGGCAACCUUGGUGUCAAAGCUUCAAAUGGAGGAUCACGUGAGGAGUCGUGAUCAAAAGGGCAAAGCGCCGAUGGAUGCAAAGGCCAAUCUCACCGAGAAAGGCGGUCCUUCCAACUAG